This is a messenger RNA of Prosopis cineraria, 1026 nucleotides long. RefSeq names its product senescence-specific cysteine protease SAG39-like. NCBI's taxonomy places the organism in Eukaryota, Viridiplantae, Streptophyta, Magnoliopsida, Fabales, Fabaceae. Bases 1 to 1026 code for a protein of 341 amino acids. The transcript has 2 exons. Gene Ontology annotation, molecular function: cysteine-type endopeptidase activity. The record is from RefSeq and is a predicted model, not a curated record. Gene Ontology annotation, cellular component: lysosome.
AUGGCUUUCAGAAUUCAAUCUCAGCACCUUUCAUUGGCUUUUCUUUUGCUGGGAAUGUUGGCACUUCAAGCCACAUCUCGCACUCUCCAAGAGGCCUCAAUGCAGGAGAGGCAUGAACAAUGGAUGGCUCGCCAUGGCAAAGUGUAUAGAGACUCUCAGGAGAAGGAGAAGCGUUUGAACAUAUUCAAGCAAAAUGUGGAGUACAUUGAAGGCUUCAACAAUGCUGGAACCAAACCUUACAAACUAGGAAUCAAUCGGUUUGCAGAUCUCACCAAUGAAGAAUUCACUGUUUCUAGGAAUAGAUUCAAGGGUCAUAUGUGCUCCUCAAUCAAAAGGACACCCUCUUUCAAGUAUGAAAAUGCGACUGAUGUGCCUUCCUCUGUGGAUUGGAGAAACCAAGGUGCAGUGACACCCAUCAAGAAUCAAGGGGAUUGUGGAUGUUGUUGGGCAUUUUCUGCUGUGGCAGCGACAGAAGGAAUCACCAAGUUGAGCACGGGCAAACUGAUCUCUUUAUCAGAGCAAGAGCUAGUUGAUUGCGACACAAAGGGUGUGGACCAAGGUUGUGAGGGAGGUCUAAUGGAUGAUGCCUUCAAAUUUAUCAUGCAAAACCAUGGUCUAAACUCAGAGGCCAACUACCCUUAUAAGGGUGUUGAUGGAACCUGCAAUGCCAAUGGUGAAGCCAAUCAUGCGGCUACAAUUAAGGGGUAUGAGGAUGUUCCUGCCAAUAAUGAGCAGGCAAUACAAAAAGCCGUGGCGAACCAACCGGUUUCAGUGGCCAUAGAUGCAAGUGGAUCUGAUUUUCAAUUUUACUCAAGUGGCAUUUUCACAGGUUCUUGUGGCACUGAGCUGGAUCAUGGUGUUACUGCUGUUGGUUAUGGUGUCACCGAUGACACUGAGUAUUGGCUAGUGAAAAACUCAUGGGGUACAGAGUGGGGUGAAGAAGGAUACAUCAGGAUGCAAAGAAAUGUGAAUGCUAAGGAAGGCCUUUGUGGCAUAGCAAUGCAAGCUUCUUACCCUACUGCUUGA